ACUUAUUUGUGUUGUGUUGGGUCAGUCAGUAAAUAGUUCCACUUUUUCUACCUACUUCAAGUUGUGCCAAACUUUGUAAAAAAAAAACUGACAUUGUUUACAACUACAGUAGGUUAUUUAUGACUUUAGCAUUUAGACGACAGAUGCAUAUUUUUGCUAAAAAGUGAGCCUUUAUCCGUCGAUGUUCUAUUUGAAGAUUUCCAUCUCAUGGUCUCCAGACCGUGCUGCAUGGAUCCUAACAGUUCCGACUCGUAAGCGAUCGAUGCUCGGCAGGGCAAAUGAAGGAUCGCUCAGGACCUGAAGCAGAUGCAAUGCUUCGAAAGAUGUUGACUACUGAAGACGGAUCUCCGACCAUCCACACAGCCAUGGUACCUGAUGAUGUACUCCAGAUUCGGAAAGUUAUCACUGAAUGGUGCGCAUCUGGGAUGGAUUUAAUUGUAACAACAGGAGGGACAGGCUUCUCGUCUCGUGACGUCACGCCUGAAGCCGUUUCGCCUUUGUUGGAUCGAAGAGCUGACACUAUGGCAGCGGUCAUAAUCAACCAAGGAAUGCUCGUUAGUCCUUUAGCACUGUUAUCUCGGAUGGUGUGUGGGAUACGUGGUCGUACUUUCAUCAUAACGUUGCCAGGCUCUGCAAAGGCCGUUCGUGAAUGCCUUUCUAUCCUUGAACAGGGUCUUCCUCAUGCAUUAAAGCUUAUCCGAGACGACGAAUCAGAAAUCAAAAAAAUUCAUUGCAACAACGAGGAACCUACAGACGAAUCUGGUGUGAAGGUUGAUAAUUCGAUUGUUGGACGCGCACGUCAGUCACCCUUCAUAAUGGUCGACAAAAAUGAGGCUUUAAAGCUAGUCGAGGACAUCAUACGGAACAAGAUACUUCCCUCACUCGAAGAAGAAAUCUUUGGCCCAUCUGAAGCGCUUGGACGAACCUGUACGAAGGACGUUGUAGCUAAUGAUCCGUUUCCAUCGUUCCCUGCCUCGAUUAAGGACGGGUAUGCAGUUCGUUGCGGGGGCAGUCUGACGCCCCGUGUCCACGAAUACGCUGCUACGGCUGGAGCUCGAGCGUCAGGAACGUCACUGAAAGCUUCCGCCCAACUUGUUGAUGAGUACUGCUGCGUCCGCAUUUCGACAGGUGGGGUAGUACCUCCUGGUGCUGACGCCGUUGUGCAGGUCGAAGACACUAUGCUCCUCGAUAGGGAUGAUUUUCGUGAUAAGGAGCUUCGGAUUGAGUUGAAGAAAAGGCCUGUUCCGGGUCAGGAUAUUCGGCCAAUAGGAUACGAUAUAGCCCGAGGUCAUCUGCUUUUAGCGAAAGGCGAUCGGGUUAAUGCUGCAGCUGUCGGCACGCUAGUUAUGGCAGGAGUAAGCAAAAUCUCCGUGUCGAGACUUCCAACCGUUGGCGUACUUUCUACCGGUGAUGAACUCGACAAAAUGCCUCUUAGCGAUAGCACCAAGAGCCUUGUGGGUCGCAUUCCGGAUUCUAAUCGACCUAUGCUUCUUGCGCUACUCCAACAAAUUCGAGUGCCCACCGUAGACUUAGGUGUCGUUGAAGAUACUAAAGAGGCACUUGAAAAGGCCAUACUUGAGGCAGCCUCGUCCUGUGAUAUCAUCGUGACAUCUGGUGGAGUAUCAAUGGGCGAAAAAGACUUAAUCAAGGCCGUGUUGAAGAAUCUCGGGUAUAAAAUACACUUCGGAAGAGUCAAUAUCAAACCUGGGAAGCCGACGACUUUUGCCACUGAACCGGAAGGUCGAAUGGUUUUCGCUUUACCGGGAAAUCCCGCCAGUGCAUUCGUCAUGUUUCAUAUUUUCGUGCGAUCCGCCCUGAGAGCUUUGGGCGCUGACGUACCGAUACGGACUGCGAAGGCACGAUUGUGCAUAAGGAAACACUGGGAACUAGACCCCCGACCAGAAUAUCUUCGAGGUAAGGCGACAGUUAACCCGAGUAAUCAAAGCCUUGAAGUGCGGCCUACCCUUAUGCAACAAAGCAGUUCAUUGUUGAGUUGCCUAGACGCGGAUGUUUUAAUCGAAUUACCCGGCCGACAGGACGAUCGUAAAGUUGUGAUCGACGGAGAUGUUGUCGACAUUAUUUGGAUCUGAUUAACCCCAUCUCAAAAAGUCCUGAUAUACCGAGAGCGACGUUUGUAGGGUUACACAGAGUGAAAUAUUUGGAGAAGGCUAAUAAUUCUUUUGAAUAGCGGUUGAACCAACCUUGAGGAACUAUUUAAUGACAGACGUAGUUUACUCAUUUCUCGAGUGAUCGAUUUUUCCCCGAAUCAAAUAUCUAGAAAAUUCUAAUGAGACAUAAAUUCGUACAAGUCAUGUAUUGCGCCGUAAGAAACAUUUUUUUUUGUUCUUUUCUUUGUUUUCCUGUAAAAGUAUGUUUUCAAUCCUUCUGUAACUCACAAGCUAAUUGGGUCCCUAGCGGAGGCGAUUACGGCUAGAAGGUCGCUAUACGUGUAUACAUAACGGACGCCUACGUUGCAUACAACUUACGAAAAAAUAAAUUCACGGAAAAUCUAUAUGAGCAGUAAGAGUUCUGCCUAUUCAGUUAAAUACUUG
Molecule: messenger RNA, 2552 nt
Organism: Varroa destructor (honeybee mite)
Lineage: Eukaryota; Metazoa; Arthropoda; Arachnida; Mesostigmata; Varroidae
Gene: cin
Product: Molybdenum cofactor synthesis protein cinnamon
Biological process (GO): Mo-molybdopterin cofactor biosynthetic process
Cellular component (GO): cytoplasm; cytosol
Molecular function (GO): molybdopterin molybdotransferase activity
Source: RefSeq, a predicted model, not a curated record